This is a messenger RNA of Hevea brasiliensis (rubber tree), 1024 nucleotides long. RefSeq names its product chlorophyll a-b binding protein of LHCII type 1. Gene Ontology annotation, biological process: photosynthesis, light harvesting in photosystem I; response to light stimulus. The coding region runs from base 104 to 901 and encodes 265 amino acids. Gene Ontology annotation, cellular component: plastoglobule; chloroplast envelope; chloroplast thylakoid membrane. Lineage: Eukaryota; Viridiplantae; Streptophyta; Magnoliopsida; Malpighiales; Euphorbiaceae. The transcript has a single exon. The record is from RefSeq and is a predicted model, not a curated record.
AAUCGAUACCCAACUCACUAUUAAUACCCACGAGACCCUUCUCCCUUCCACCACUUAAGCCACACAACUUACGGAAGACUAAACUUGCGCACUUACUUUGAAAAUGGCAUCCUCCACUAUGGCCCUCUCCUCCCCUUCAUUCGUUGGCAAGGCGGUGAAGCUCUCCCCCUCUGCCCCUGAGCUCAUGGGCAAUGGCCGUGUCUCAAUGAGGAAAACCGGCGCUAAGCCUGUUUCCUCUGGAAGCCCGUGGUACGGUCCUGACCGUGUUAAGUACUUGGGUCCAUUCUCUGGUGAGCCCCCAUCCUACUUGACCGGUGAGUUCCCUGGUGACUAUGGCUGGGACACUGCUGGUCUCUCUGCUGACCCAGAAACCUUUGCCAAGAACCGUGAGCUCGAAGUGAUCCACUGCAGAUGGGCCAUGCUUGGAGCCCUUGGGUGCGUCUUCCCCGAGCUCUUGGCCCGCAACGGAGUCAAGUUCGGCGAGGCAGUGUGGUUCAAGGCAGGAGCCCAGAUCUUCAGCGAGGGUGGUCUUGACUACUUGGGUAACCCAAGCUUGAUCCACGCACAAAGCAUCUUGGCCAUCUGGGCCGUCCAGGUAGUGUUGAUGGGUGCCGUUGAAGGUUACAGAAUUGCCGGUGGGCCGCUCGGUGAGGUCACAGACCCAAUCUACCCAGGUGGAAGCUUUGACCCAUUGGGCUUGGCUGAUGACCCAGAAGCAUUUGCUGAGCUGAAGGUGAAGGAGAUCAAGAACGGCAGAUUGGCUAUGUUCUCCAUGUUCGGAUUCUUUGUUCAGGCCAUUGUGACAGGAAAGGGACCAUUGGAGAACUUGGCUGACCACCUUGCUGACCCAGUCAACAACAAUGCGUGGGCUUACGCCACAAACUUCGUCCCUGGGAAGUGAGCUUAAAAAAAGAGCGUUUUUAUGUUCGAACUUUGGAUUGCUGGGUUGUGAUAUGUAAAUUGUUGCAAGUAAAGGCAAAGCAUAAUGUGAAUUUUGCGUGCUAAAAGUGCAUCUUCUCUGUGA